Bipolaris maydis ATCC 48331 is the source of this 810-nucleotide messenger RNA. RefSeq names its product aquaporin-like protein. Gene Ontology annotation, cellular component: plasma membrane. Gene Ontology annotation, molecular function: water channel activity. Gene Ontology annotation, biological process: water transport; transmembrane transport. The record is from RefSeq and is a predicted model, not a curated record. NCBI's taxonomy places the organism in Eukaryota, Fungi, Ascomycota, Dothideomycetes, Pleosporales, Pleosporaceae.
AUGUCCCUCACCUCCAAAGACCAACCCCCCAGUCUCCCCCUACACGAACCCCCCACCCCAACACCCACAACCCCUUCCUCCCAACCCCCCCGUGCCCACCACACCCUCCGCACCGAAGCCGCCGCCUUCCUCGGCGAAUUCAUCGGCACCUUCAUGUUCCUCUCCCUCGCCUUCACCGGCACCCAAAUCGCCCUAAACGCCACAGGCAGCAAAGAGCCGUCCAGCAGCGACUUGCCGCUUCCCGACCUGACAAAGCUACUCUACAUAUCCCUUGCCUUUGGCGCCUCUCUCGCCAUCAACGUCGCCAUCUUCGCCGAUAUUAGCGGCGGGAAAUUCAAUCCAGCAGUAACAACUGCACUCUACCUCACGCGUAAAAUCCACUGGCACCGCGCUGCACAAACCAUCUUCUCUCAACUUGUGGCCUCCAUCGCUGCCUCGGCCUUCAUCUCCGGCCUUGUCCCCGGUCCCCUGACAAUCGGCACUACGCUCUCCGCCGACAUGUCCGUCACGCGCGGCAUGUUCCUCGAGGCAUUGGUUACGUCGCAACUCGUUCUUACCAUCUUGAUGCUUGAGGGGGGCGCGGCGAAACCAAUGUAUAUUGGUGGGGCGCUGUUUGUGGGCCAUGUGUGUAGUGUGUAUUAUACGGGGGCGAGUUUGAAUCCGGCGAGGAGCUUUGGAGCGGCGGUGGUGGUGGGGUUUACGGGGUAUCAUUGGAUUUAUUGGGUGGGGCCGUUGCUUGGGGCUGGGGUGGCGAGUGCGGUGUAUGGUGGGGUGGGGUGGUUGAGGAGGGAGAGGGUGGUUGUUGUGUAA